Messenger RNA from Gigantopelta aegis, 910 nucleotides. RefSeq lists its product as uncharacterized. NCBI's taxonomy places the organism in Eukaryota, Metazoa, Mollusca, Gastropoda, Neomphalida, Peltospiridae. The transcript is spliced from 2 exons. Bases 1 to 600 code for a protein of 199 amino acids. The record is from RefSeq and is a predicted model, not a curated record.
AUGCCACCAGGUGAGGCAGAUGAUAACAGUGAUGUCGAGGAAGAUGAGGGGAGGAAGAAACAAAUGCUGCAAGAGCAGUCACUCCACAAGUACAUGGACUGCGACAUCGUCUUCAAUUUACUAACAUUCACUUUUAAGGGAACUGAUUCCGACGUGACGGUUGCAGGUGCACGGUGGAACUCUGCAUCGCCGUCUCUUCCACAGGGAACUGAUUCCGACGUGACGGUUGCAGGUGCACGGUGGAACUCUGCAUCGCCGUCUCUUCCACAGGGAACUGAUUCCGACGUCGCGGUUGCCGGUGCACGGUGGAACUCUGCAUCGUCGUCUCUUCCACAGGGAACUGAUUCCGAUGUGGCGGUUGCAGGUGCACGGUGGAACUCUGCAUCGCCGUCUUUUCUACAGGGAACUGAUUCCGAUGUGGCGGUUGCAGGUGCACGGUGGAACUCUGCAUCGUCGUCUCUUCCACAGGGAACUAAUUCCGACGUGACGGUUGCAGGUGCACAGUGGAACUCUGCAUCGCCGUCUCUUCCACAGGGAAUUGAUUCUGACGUGACGGUUGCCAGUGCAUGGUGGAACUCUAAGGCUGCUGCAACACACUGAAACAGAGACAGAUAUUUUAUAUUAUUCAAAAUUAUUUUAAUAAAACUUGUCGUGUACGUAUUUUCAAACUGUUUAGGUUAUAGUUUUGUUUUCAUUAUUUCUUUUCUUAGUUCUGUGUAAACAUUGCCGUUUCACUUUUAAUUAUAGUUUCUCUUAAUGUUAGACCUAAGGUAGUACUAAACCAAAUAACUUCCGACUGGCUCAAAGUUCGAGGGGCACCCAACUUUUGAUAGAGAAGUGACCAGCCGAAAAUGUUUGUAAUGACGUGUUACGGCUUGUAUGGAGGCGCAUAAAGGCCACAUAAUAUUAA